CUCUCCUGCACCCAGGCGGUGGGCAGCCGCGGCCAAGCCCCCGAAGAAGCCGCUGCGGCCCUCGCGGCUCGACCCGCCGUUUCUCGACGAUCCGACGUUCAAGCACCCUGACGAACAAAACCAGAAGGAGGUCGAUUGGCUGAUGAAGCAUGGCGGAGGAACGGUUGAAAACUUGCCGUCGCUGCCCGUGGAGUACGAGUGGAUCAAGGACGCGAACGAGAGCGGGGACGCCUGGAUCGCUGUCAGAAAGAAGAUGCCCAAGGCGACAAUCGACGCCAUCAGACAGGCCACCGUCAAGCUCCAGGAUGCGCUGUACACCCGCCAGCCAGACGUGAUUCGUGACCAUGUCAAGCUGGCCAUCGAGCUGAACAGGGCCGGGGAGGGCCCCAGCAACAAGGCCAUCCACCAGGCGGAGGAGUACGCCGGGAAGCUCGAGGAGCACGAGAAGGAGAGGGCCGCGGAGCGCGAGCGCGAGGAGAACGAGCUCAAGGAGGAGCUGGAGGACCGCGUGGGGCGGGAGGCCGUGCCACGGCGAGAGCUCGUGUGCGCCCUCGGGUUGGGAGAGGCGCCCAAGCAGCAGCCGGCGGCGCGCGUUGCGGCGCCUGCGCUUGGCAACGCGCAGGACGGGCAGUGGCAGCCUCAGGCGGACAGGCUGUGGUCGCCACGAGCGGACGAGCAGAAGCAGCCGAAUGGGGUCGUGCCUUGUGCGCGCGAGAAGAGUGGGCAGUGGCAGCUCCGCGAAGGGCAGCGGCAGCCGUCUGCGGACGCUGCCGGCUCGUGCGAGAAGGGCGCUGCGAGGGCAGUGGCAGUCUCCGUGCGAGAAGGGGCGCGCGCCCGAGACGGCGCGGAUGGGCAGUGGCCGCCGUGUGAGGGCAUGGUGGCUGCCUGUGCGAAACAGGCCGCCGCCUGUGUGGCAGGCCCGCGCGAGUCGCGGUGCCCACAGGCGACUGGCUCCAACAUGAUGAGCAAGACCCCUCAAGCACUCACUACCGAUACUUUCCGGGAUAUUUUGAACGAGCAGUUGGACCCGAUCCGGAAAGAUAUUUUGGCCAUUAAGGAGCACGGUGUUUCACAACAUGACCUCCAGGCGGCCAUCAACCCACUGAAGGACGAGAUUGACGGCUUGACCAAGAGGAUUGGCUUAUUGGAGUCCCACUUCUGCAAGGACAGCGUCAAGUAUAGACACGGCGGCGCACAAUAA
This is a messenger RNA of Prorocentrum cordatum, 1201 nucleotides long. The record is from the annotation of a GenBank genome assembly. Lineage: Eukaryota; Dinophyceae; Prorocentrales; Prorocentraceae.